GCUCACCAAGGACGCAUGAUGACAGACAAAUCAACGCAUUCUCUUUUCACUUGUGCAUUAUCUGAUGAAUAACUCGACGAUUCAUUAUAACGGCUGCAUAACUCACAUCUGAGACCACAUGUGUUACAUCUGAGUCGGUGUCUUUCUUAUGCAUUGCGGUUGUUACUUGUACUACCAGGCCUUUAUAAGCGACACGGUCUCAAAUGGCCGAAAACCUCAAGCCAUGACCACCUCUUCCACAUUCGACUGGAAUCCCGCGACCCUUUUUCUAGAUGGAAGUUUCCUCUCACAGUUCGCCCUCGUCAUCUUGAAUCAACCUCUGAGAAACGGCGAAACCUUGGACACACUGUGGGACAAUGGUAGCCUUGAUACGGGUGGCCGCAGACGGCGGGGCGAAUCGCCUUUUCGAUCUCGCUGCCAAGACCAGAAAUACCGGAGGUCGCACUCGGAUGACCUAGACGCCAUCGUCGGCGACCUGGACUCCCUCCUCCCCUCCGUGCGCGCGCACUACGCCUCCCUCGCGGACCCAACCCACGUCAUCCACGACGCCGACCAGGAGUCCACCGACUUUGGAAAGGCCGUCUCCUGGAUCCGCGCGCGACACCCGCGCUGCACGGACAUCGUGGCCCUGGGGGGCCUCGGGGGCCGCGUCGACCAGGGAUUGAGCCAGCUGCAUCAUCUGUACCUGUUCCAGCCUGGCCCCGGUUAUGAGCUGGGGCGGGUGUUCCUCCUGUCGGGCCAGAGCUUGACGUUCCUCCUUAAGCCGGGGACGCAUCGCAUCCGGGUGAGGGACGGUGGGGUCGGUUUCUUCGGCAAGCAUGUGGGCAUCGUCCCGAUUGGGGAGCCGAGCGUCAUCACCACCAAGGGGCUGGAGUGGGAUGUCGAGAACUGGGAGACGCAGUUUGGUGGGAGGAUGAGCACCAGUAACCAUAUCUUGCCGGACACCCAGGUCGUCGAGGUUGAGACUACGAGGGGCGUGCUGUUCACGGUCGCGCUGCGGGAGGCGGAGUGAGGGACUGUGUCGUCAAAGCCACCAUUAGAGUCAUAUACGCUUUGGGCAGCUACAAUCAGUCCGAAAGGCCCGAGUGUUCUACGCGAUGCGAUGAUGUAAAGUGCUUCGGUUUUCGUCAGGCCACUGUAGCUAUGCCUUUGCUCAACCCAGAAAGGUACGUAGUGACAGAGGCCCGGGUGAUAUUUGUAGCGAUAACUCGUUUCAGGAGGGAAGUGGUGACAUUAUAUCAAAUGUCACGUGACAGUACCGGAUCAUAAGUUUACCUUACACCGCAAG
This is a messenger RNA of Sodiomyces alkalinus F11, 1288 nucleotides long. Its product is annotated as putative thiamine pyrophosphokinase. The transcript is spliced from 3 exons. Lineage: Eukaryota; Fungi; Ascomycota; Sordariomycetes; Glomerellales; Plectosphaerellaceae. Gene Ontology annotation, biological process: thiamine diphosphate biosynthetic process; thiamine metabolic process. The coding region runs from base 149 to 1012 and encodes 287 amino acids. The record is from RefSeq and is a predicted model, not a curated record. Gene Ontology annotation, molecular function: thiamine diphosphokinase activity; ATP binding; thiamine binding.